AUGGACGUUCCCGUGAAGCACUCGGAUGCAAUAGCAGUUCCCGUAAUUUUUCCGAAACUACCGACAGUAACACGAGACGAAUGGGGUAUGAGUCUUGUAACCGUCAAUAUACCGAAGCUAGAAGACUUAUUAAUCUUUAUUGAGCGACGUGCCAACAACAUAAGCUCCACCCCACGGUCCGUAAGCAUUCAACACUCGUCGCGUCGUAUAGCCUCUCGUACAGUCAAGGCGCAUGAUGCAUCCGCAAAGUCAGCAUCUUCCGCAAGUACAACGGCUGCAGAUGUUACUUGCCCACAGUGCUCGGGCAACCACCGUCUCAUGAAGUGCCAACGUUUUCACAACCUGCAAGUACAGGAACGCUGGGAAGUUGUUAAGCGCCUAGCAGUAGGUUUUAAUUGUCUUCGAUCGGGGCAUACCGUUCGUCAGUGCUCCUCUGGUGUGUGUUCCGGUUGCCAGCAGAAACACAACACGCUCCUCUGUCGCAGUGCAGACACCACGCACAUGGUUAGUCAAGUAAAUACAUGCGCCUCACCGUCAGCACCCGCAACAGCAGUUAGUCCUACAUCAUCAUCUAAUUCACACACUGUGGCGCCCCCUAGCUCUGCAGGACCACAAGUGUAUUCACGUAAUCAAUGA
This is a messenger RNA of Rhagoletis zephyria (snowberry fruit fly), 636 nucleotides long. RefSeq lists its product as uncharacterized. NCBI's taxonomy places the organism in Eukaryota, Metazoa, Arthropoda, Insecta, Diptera, Tephritidae. The record is from RefSeq and is a predicted model, not a curated record.